AGUUAGUUCACAUCAGAAAAAGGACAUUUAGCAGAACAGAGCUGAUCACAGAGGAUGGCUGCACCUCAGAAAGGAGAUCUGUCAGCGUCUGAGAGGAAGAUCCUGCAAAUUAUUGCUGCCGGUGAUGUGCAGGAGGCUGCACAGCUGCUUGACAACAACGAAGUCCGGGUCAACUGUUUGGACGAGUAUGGCAUGACUCCACUGAUGCAUGCAGCCUAUAAGGGCAAGGCAGACAUGUGUCGUCUGCUGCUGCAGCACGGGGCUGAUGUCAACUGCAACCAGCAUGAAUAUGGAUACACUGCUCUCAUGUUUGCUGGCUUGUCAGGGAAGACAGACAUCACCUCCAUGAUGCUGGAUGCGGGAGCAGAAACAGACCUGGUGAACUCUGUGGGUCGCACAGCUGCUCAGAUGGCAGCAUUUGUAGGCCAGCACGACUGUGUGACAGUGAUCAACAACUUCUUCUCACGGGCAAGGCUGGAGUACUACACCAGACCACAGGGGCUGGAGAGGGAACCCAAGCUGCCCCCUAGGCUGGCAGGACCCCUGCACAAGAUCAUCAUGACCACCAACCUCAACCCGGUCAAGAUAGUCAUGCUGGUGAAGGAGAACCCUGUGCUGGUCGACGCGGCGGCCCUGGAGAAGUGUUACCAGGUGAUGGACCUGCUGUGUGAGCAGUGUGUGAAGCAACAGGACAUGAACGAGGUCCUGGCCAUGAAGAUGCACUACAUCAGCUGCGUGCUGCAGAAAUGCCUGGCCUUCCUACAGAAACGAGACGACAAGCUGGACGCUCUCGUCAAGAGCCUGUUGAAGGGGAGAGACAGUGACGGCUUCCCGCAGUACCAGGAGAAGUUCAUCCGGGACUGCAUCAGGAAGUUUCCUUACUGUGAGGCCACACUCCUUCAGCAGCUGGUGAGGAGCAUUGCACCGGUAGAGAUUGGCAACGACCCAACAGCGUUCUCAGUGUUGGCCCAGGCUCUGACGGGUCAGAUGGCGUUUGUGGAUGCCGACUACUGUGCUACAUGUGGAGACAAGGGAGCAGACAAGAGGUGUUCCCUUUGUAAAGCAGUGACUUACUGCAGCUUGACGUGCCAAAAGCUCCACUGGUUCACCCACAAAAGGAUGUGCAGGUCUCUGCAGGAGCAGGACGCCGACCUGGAGAAAGACACUCCAAGGUUGAAAGAACUGAAAGAUGAUGAGAGCGACCUGGUGAUGGAGACGGCCAACUUCCUGCAGGAGCUGUGUCUGCGGGCGGAGGAGAAGGUGGCGGCUGCUGGAGGCUGCCCUGCAGAGCUGCUGGCUUGUCCCUCCACCUCUGCCGAGGGACCGUCCUGUAACCAAGACGGAGGCAGGAACAACCGAGGGGUCCUGAAUGAUGCUGAUGAUGAUGAUGUGGAGAGGCAUGGCUGAACAGAAACCAUGUCAGCAGGGUCCAUCCUGUUUGUAUAUUUCACACCGAGCCAUGUAGUUUUAGAUAACCAGCGAGGGAUUAAGAUUUUCGAUAUUGAAAAUGAGAAAACGAAUAAGUUUGUGGCAGAAAACGCCCUGAUUGGUCUGAUGAGUGAAGUCUAAUCCAAGUUUUUCUGGGUUCAACAAUCGCUCACUACUGUUUGUACCAUCAAGAGGUUUGCUACUCGAUCUUGAUCUCCUUCUUUCUCCCAUGUUUCAUCUUUGUGAUAUAAUAUUUUCUUCAUGUUCUAUUAGUCGUUUAUUAAGUUACCUCAAAACACUAUGAGUUAGUUUGCAUGUAGACUGAUCAUAGGUCAAAACAAAUGAUGAAUAUGGCUUAAGUUUGUGUGCAGAUCAACAGACAGAGAAAGGGAUGAAUCCUCUUUUUUUGUGCUGGAAAACUGGCUAUGUGGUGCUAUACAAAGAACGUAGACCCUGUGGUAACAGUGUUAAUGAGUAAUUGCACCACACAAACACAGUCCGGUCAGGUGGGACAGCUGCACCAGGGGUGAACCUUGUAUCUGUGCCUCAGGGGUAGUAACAAGGUAGUUUCUGAUCUGUAGGUUGUCAUUUCCAGUCCAGUACAUAGUGACGUAUGAGUAAAUAAAAUUAUAGGUUCGACAUUACCUCUAGUAAAAUCAAAUUUCCUUCUGUUGUUCUUUUUAUUUACAAUAUUUUCAUAGACUGCACGUCACUUUGAUUCUACGUGCAGAAUGUAUAGAUAUGACAUGAGUUAUGGCUACACUGCAUAUAGUGCUUUAGUGUGGUUAGUGUAUUUUUUUUGCCAAUCAUAUUUUAAAUUAAAAAACACGUCAGGUCUGUAAGUUGGAUCUUUGUACAAACGCAGACUUGUGAUCUACAGACUGAGUGAGAUUGUAUUUAUGAAAAAUACUUGACUUGUUUCCUGAACUAAACUGUAAACAUACGGUUGUGUCAUGGAUGCAGUAUUUCAUAAGUAACUGUGUUCCUUGUGUGGUCUUGGAAAGGCUGUAUUAUAUUAUUUAACCAAGUGUCUUUUUAGAUAAAUGUUGUUGUUGUUGUGUUGUUAAAGUACCAUUAAUGUGACAUUAGUGACAUUAAUCCUAUAGUGGUGACUGCUUACUGGGCCCAUGACCUGCCUUAUCUUUUAAAAUAAAUAA
Molecule: messenger RNA, 2585 nt
Organism: Larimichthys crocea (large yellow croaker)
Lineage: Eukaryota; Metazoa; Chordata; Actinopteri; Sciaenidae
Product: ankyrin repeat and MYND domain-containing protein 2
Exons: 10
Coding region: 55-1407 (450 amino acids)
Molecular function (GO): protein binding
Source: RefSeq, a predicted model, not a curated record